This is a messenger RNA of Daldinia decipiens, 584 nucleotides long. RefSeq lists its product as uncharacterized. The record is from RefSeq and is a predicted model, not a curated record. Lineage: Eukaryota; Fungi; Ascomycota; Sordariomycetes; Xylariales; Hypoxylaceae. The transcript has a single exon. The coding region runs from base 49 to 438 and encodes 129 amino acids.
AGCGACGCCAGUUCUGCUUCCUUUGUAAAACAAGAUGAUACUCGAGACAUGGCACCUAUCAUAGGGGGAGAGGCGUGGGAUCGGAUCCGCAACUCUCGUUACACGAAGGAAGACUGCCUUCGGAACGUAUCCGUCUAUAACUGGGCGAUGGGGCUUUCUGCGCUAUGUCGGGCUUUCGGAAUGCUGGACGAAAUGUGGCAUAUGAGGCAGGUUUACCAGGGCCUUGAUGCGGGUCUGCGAUCACUCGUCUCGGCCCCCAGUUCUACGGUUAGCUUUGACGACUACAUCAACCACAUUGCCGAGAACAAUCUUAUUUGGCGAUCUAUCCUGCUAGAAGGAGGCAACGAGCUGCUAGCCGACAACACCUGUCUUGCUGACACCGAAGAAACCAAUAGUGGCAAUUCCAAUGAUAACUUCCACUCGUCAGGUAACCAGUAAGAUAUGGCAUAAGGGAUGGUCUUCAACAUUAAGUACCUACAUUUGUUAGACGCCGUGACAGACAAGAUAUUUAAGGCCUUAAAGCAGCGCGUAAUGUAAGGUCAGUUCCGAACACGCCGUAAAAGGUGGAUAGAAUAUUAGGUAGC